GUUAAAUAAUUGGAAACCAUCACAAUAUUCAGUUCCUAAUACGAAAAUCUUAUAUUUACAAUAUUUAUUGUUAUUUAUAAAUCAUAACAUAUAUUAUAACGCAUUAGAAGUGGACGGAUAAUAUCAUAUAUGAGCGAUUGCCGAAUAAUCCGGCUAAAACACUAUGAACCAUAUCAACUCGUAACGUGCAUUCAAGUUUUCUCUUUGUAUAUUCGUUGAAAAUCAUCUUCAUGUUAACUCUAUGUCACGAUUAUUUUCGAAUUUCCUCCCUUGGUAAAAAUAGCAAAGAUGGUAAUCCACACUUUAGUCGUAGAAAAUUUGCGUUUGGUUUAUUCUUACUACUACUGGUUGUUAUAUUGUGGGUUUUGUCAUCAGAGGUGACCAAAUAUAUAUAUGUAGAAAAGAAGCUAGAGAGACCAUUCCUAGUAACCUAUGUUCGUAGUUCACUCUUAUUUGUAUACCUAUUGGUGUUGUGUUUCACACCACCUACAAGGGAUCCUUGUCGACCUGUUGAUUACACUCAAUUAUUAGAACAUUCUGCUGAAACAGAUGAUGAAAACUAUUUUAGUGAAACCACCAAUAGUUUGGGUGAUUCUACAUUCGUACCAGUCCGUGCUGGAGAGACCACUGACAGUGAUGAUGCAGCUCCAAGAGCUGUACGAUUCAAUAAAGUAGCAGAGGUGCGCGUGAUGUCCGCGGCGAUGGCGGGCGAGGCGCUGCUGGCGCGGCUGUCGUGGGCGGCGUCGGUGCGCGCCAGCGAACACGCGCAGCGGCGCGCCGCCGCCGCCGCUACGCGCCGCCACCUGCGGCUCGCGCUCAUGUUCGCUGUACCCUGGUUCAUAUCAAACUACCUAUACCGACUGAGCUUAAAGCACAGCGGGGCCAGUACGACGACAAUCUACACGUCGACAACGGGGGCAGUAGCACUCUCACUGGGCGCUAUAUUUACUCAAGCACCCGGCGACCGAUUCAACCUAUCCAAGAGUGUCGCUGUUUUACUUACAGCUGCUGGUCUGGUGGUGUUAGCUUUAUCAGAAAGUCAGAAUAACUGGAAAGCUGUAUUGUCUGCCCUCGGCUCCGCUUUAUUCUAUGCAAUGCAUCUUUUAAUGUAUCGGCAAGAAUUAAAGAAAGGUGAUGGCAUCAACUCUCCAUUGCUUGUUGGUUUGGUGGGAUGCGCCUGUGGAUGCAUAGCAUGGGCGAUGGGCGGCGUACUAGCUGCCGUAGGUGUAGAGCCAGCCGAACUGCCACCGCCCAGGCUCUGGAGCUGGCUACUGCUCGACGCAGCCGUGGGGCCGCUACUAAUUGAAUCGCUAUGGCUGUGGGGUCGGUCGCUGACCUCGUGUCAGACGGCGACGUGCAUGUUGGCGCUAGUGGCGCCGCUGUCGGCGGGGGUGGAGGCGUGGCGCGGCGGCGGCGCGGGCGGCGCGUGGCGCGGCGCCGCGGCCGUGCUGGCGGCCGGCGGCUGGCUCGUCGGCUCGCUCGACUUGCCGCGUUCGCUGACGCCAUUCGCGUGGAUUAACACGCGUCUUCGAGCCGCCGAAGGGUUCACGGCAAUAAGAAAUAUACCAGAUCUCGACGAACAAUCAGAGGCCCUGAUGUCAUCAGACGAUCCGACGUAGCACAGUACACAAACCACUCACAAGAGGAUUUGCUUCAACACUGAGGCGCACCGGGUUUUAAUGUAGUCAUGUAUAGUAUAAUGUGGACCACAAGCGCCCAUGUUUCGUGAUAGAUCUCAUUUAACUAAUCUCUGACUUGCACUAAUAUGAAGCAAAAAGUAUUUGGACAAACGUUCCUAGAAUCUUGCAUUUAAAGGAAUGUAUCCAAAGAUUGCAUUAAAAUUAUUGCAUCAGCAGAUCAAUGGCAUCACAUAUAAAUAAUAAGAAAACAGUACUUGUAAUGGCGGUUUUAUUAUUUAUAGAAAAUUAGUAAAAUUAGAUGUUUUAAUAUUGCUUUUAUAUUAGUGUCGAUUUUUAGAUAAAUCAAUUGUGAAGUAUUGUAAUGUUUCUUGGAUUAUUAAUUAUUUCUCUCUGAAUAAUUCAAAAUAUACUUUUGUUGCCUCGCGUACUUACGCGUGAGGAGACAAAAGUACUCUGAAUGGACUAUACUCUUUGACUGCAAAUUAUCUUUAAAAGAAUUUAAACACCGGUUUGUUGUGUAAAACACGCUUUGUUAUUCCUAGUCUCUUAUGAUUAGCAUUUAUAAAAAAAAAAGUAGUUAAAAUCAAAAUGUUAACCAUUAAGUAAUAAAGUAACCAUUCCACUUUAUAAGUAGUAAGAAAUAAUCUUAACUUCAUUCCAUAUAAGUGCAAUAUUGGGAUAAAAACGUUUGAUAUAAAAAAAUUUAUUAUGUAAACGUCUAUCAAUAUAUGUAAGUUUAUAAUUUAUGUAAUAUAAUUAAAUUUUCAGUUCAAAAAUUGUUGAUUGUAAAUUAAAAUAAACUCACAGCAGUAAUCCUAAUUGGGGUUUCAGAUGUUUUAUCAGGAUUUUUGUUAAUUGAUAUGCGAAAAUAUAAUUUUGCCACAAAUUAUAAUGAAAGUAAUAAAAAUCUAAUUUUGUUGAUUAUAUUAUAGAAUUGUUUUUAUAAUUAUGAAUUUGAUAUUAAAAAUGCAUAGGUCAAUUAUUCACUCUUCGCACCUCCAUACUCAAAUAAUAGACAUUUCUUUAAAAUUUAAUAUCUCUCUGAGAUUACCAAUAUACAUUGUACUAAAUCCUCGCUUGUUUCCUCCUGAUCUAUAAAUGCAGGUGUAAAAGUUGAUACUCGUACUUUAACUGUGCCUUUUCGUAUAGACUAAAUACAUUCAUAAUUACAGUAUAAUUAUAAAAUCUGUUCAAACACAUUAAUAUAUAGUAAGAAUUAAAUUAAAAUAUCGACUAUAUGAUAUUAUUUAAGUUACAUAUACAAUGUUCCACUCUUAUAUUGUAAAAUCUAUUUAUUAUGUUUACAAUUGGACACGCAACCUGUUUUCUAAACAUUAUUUUCCAGAUUAUUUACAAAAAAUAUUUUAAAUUUAGUAAAUCAAAAUACUAAAUAGUACUGUUCUUUCUAUUGUAGUAUCAUAUAGUUAAUAUAAUAAUAAUAAAGUUCCACCAUGAAAGUUUAAUUCAAGCAGCAAAUCAUAAAUUCAUUUUACUUACAAAUACAUGUCUCAUUAUUAUUAAAAAAGUGCUAGCACUUCACAUCGUAUACAAAAUGGCAACUUACAGCAUCUUUAAUCUAUGUGUAUAGCAUUUUCUUAUUUAAUGUAAUAAAUAAAAAGCAUUGGUACUUAAAUUUUUUUAACUAAUAACAGUUUAAAAAAUAAAUACUUUAAAAGGUUUUUGAUUAUUAAAUGAUCCUGUAUUAUGAAAUUUUUUUAUCUGUAUUUAUUCUUAUUUUGUUAUUGUGUAAAUGACAUACCAAUAUUGUUUACAUGUAUGUAAAUAAGUCUAUAAAAAAUAUAGUAUCCUUAUCUAUUAGUCGCCAUAGUUCUUUUAUAUUAUUUGAAUACCACUAAAAUUAAAGUAUAAAAAAAUGGAUUGUUAUUAUCAAUUGGAACAGAUUAUUAUUAUUGCUGUAACCUUUUAUACAUUAAUUCAAAUAAAUAUAAAAUCAGUCGCAUAAUUUAUUAUCAUUAAUUCUUAUUGUAAAUUAAGACAUUGUGCUUGCGUAAGAAUUGACAAAUAAGUAUCAUUCAAUCAAACAAUAUUACUUACAACUGAUUUCUGAAUUGAAUAUAGAUAUUUAAGUAUGAUUGAAUACGCUUUAUAAACAUCUUAGAUUUGAUAUUGAAUUGCGGUACAUAUUUAAAUAAUAAUCAAUUCGGAAACCAGAGGUUGGAGUUAUAACUAGUGUCCUAAAUUGUGAUGAUAGUUAUGUUAAAAAAUUGUAUUUGAUUACAAUACUGGAUUCUAAAAGGUAUUCUGCAACCAUGCAAAUAUCACAGUGCUUUCUCAUUGUAUAAUUUAUUUAUUUUCAAUCUAACUAUAAAUAGUUAUCUGCAAAGUGAUAAAAAUGCAAAGUUGCAGAACACUAGUUUUCAUAUCUACCUUAAUAUCAUAUGAAUGUUCUAGAACAUGUAUUAUAUUUAAAGGAUAUUGAUAUCAGAAAGUAGUCAGUAUAAUUAAUAAAAUCAUACAUUUUAAAUUUUAUAAUAAAUUCUUCAUACGGAGACAACUAAUGUGACUCAUAGAUUGUAUACUACUGCUGCAAUUUAUAUUUUAUCUGCGACUCAUUUAAUGUGUAAUUAGUGACACAGUAUUAAAAAUAAGUGGAUUAUUUGUGUUAUGAGAUAUGUAGCAAUAGAUUUUAUAUUACUUAA
Galleria mellonella (greater wax moth) is the source of this 4300-nucleotide messenger RNA. RefSeq lists its product as uncharacterized. Bases 231 to 1619 code for a protein of 462 amino acids. The record is from RefSeq and is a predicted model, not a curated record. The transcript is spliced from 10 exons. Lineage: Eukaryota; Metazoa; Arthropoda; Insecta; Lepidoptera; Pyralidae. Gene Ontology annotation, biological process: regulation of peptide transport.